UUCUCAUGGCAGCUUUGUUAUCUUCAGGCAGAGGGAGAGAGAGAGAGAGGAAUAAAGUAGGGAGACGAAUGGGAGAAAAGAGAGGUUGUGACAAGGAGAGCAAGGGAAAGCGGGGGAGAAGAAAGGUGGCAUCUUUACCUCCUUUUUCCGCUUCUUCUCUUGGGAUCAGCUUCCUCUCCCGCUUCGUCUUCUCGAUUUCCGCCUGCGUGUAGCUGUGCCUUCUCGAUUUAUCUCCUACCUCUGCUCCUCCGUCGAAGGGUGUCUUGUGGGUGAAUUGGGAUUUUGAGAUCAAAGGGAAGGCUUUGCCGGAUGAUGAUGACGAGUUAUGUGGAUGUUCUUCCUCGGAGCUCCCACUGCACGAACUGGUUCGUCGCCGAGGUAAGCUGCGGGAGCGGGUGGUGGACACAGGAGGAGAACAAGCGCUUCGAGGACGCGCUGGCCGAAUUCGACGGCGACUCCCCGGACCGCUGGGAAAAGGUGGCGGCUUUGAUCCCGGGGAAGUCGGUGGGAGACGUGGUGAGCCAUUACCGGGAAUUGGUGGACGAUGUGACCGAGAUAGAGGCCGGGCGGAUCCCGUGCCCCGUCUACCAUGGGGCUUCGCCUUUUACACUGGACUGGGAGAACAAUUACGAUUCGGAAGGUUGGAAGAACUCGUACUGUCUCAGCGGCGGCAAGCGAUCUGGCCGCCGAGCUCCAGAUCACGAGAGGAAGAAAGGAGUCCCGUGGACCGAAGAGGAGCACAAGUUAUUUCUGCUUGGAUUGCAAAAGUAUGGGAAAGGAGAUUGGAGAAACAUAUCGCGGAAUUUGGUGAUCACCAGGACCCCUACGCAAGUGGCGAGUCAUGCGCAGAAGUACUUCCUCAGGCUUAAUUCUGGCAGCAGAGACAAGAGAAGGUCCAGCAUUCAUGACGUUACUACAGAUGAUCUGCCAAAUAGUAGGCCUCCCUCACCAUCAUCAUCUCAGCCAUGUACAAUUGCCACACAGUCAAGCUCAGCUAUGGCGUCUGCAUCGUCGUGCCAGUUCUCUGAAACUGCUGUUUCAGAUCAACAAAGUGAAGUAGCAUGUGUCUUUGAUCCAUCAUCUGAUUCAUCACAUAGGAAUCGAUUCACCAUUUGAACCGGCUCCAUAUGUGAUGAAGUUUCUACCUCAAAUUUCACAUAAUGGCAUGUGUGAUCAAGUUACGUUUGUUCACUUGGAUUGAGAUCAAAAGAAAAGUCUGGAUCUGCUUGAAUUCUGGCAAAGGUUGAUGAUGCAGAUAUUUAGUCUCUCCAACUGUCUAUGGUAGAAGCUUAAUUUUUCUUAUCUGCACAUAAUGUCAUUCUUUCUGUAUGGAACUCAGGAGUGCAACUACAGCAAGGUUAUAUCCUGAUGAAACUUCUUAUUUAUCAUCAAAAUGCUCCAUGCUGAGAUUGAAUUCAUAGCUAUGAUUGGUAUUCGUAUCCGAUUCCGCACUUUGUUUCUGUGGGUUUUGCAGGGAGGAAGAAUAUUAUACAUUGUCGUGGCUCAUUUUCAGGUAGAAUUUUGUUGUGUUUGGCUUGUCGUCCAGUGAAUGUCUCAAACUGUACCUUCCUAUUGUUACCAGAGUAGUGAAAAAGAUGUGCAUGUUUCUUUGUAAGCUGAGUUGUAGUGCUACUCUGCAAUGGUCAUGACACAUUGCCCAGCUGUGAUUUGAGAUUUC
Musa acuminata subsp. malaccensis (wild Malaysian banana) is the source of this 1678-nucleotide messenger RNA. RefSeq names its product transcription factor DIVARICATA. Gene Ontology annotation, molecular function: DNA binding. Lineage: Eukaryota; Viridiplantae; Streptophyta; Magnoliopsida; Zingiberales; Musaceae. The record is from RefSeq and is a predicted model, not a curated record.